UUUAGGAUGGAUGUUGCAAUGGAUGAACGUUUACGAACUUAUGUACAAGAAGUGGAGAGUCGAGUGAGAUGUCAACUUGAUGAUAGGAAAAAGUUAGAAGAUGCUGUUCCAUUGUCCGAAGAACAACUUCGAAAAAUGGAUAGUACGCUGAAGCGGACGACAGCUUUUAUGAAGAAAUUAAAAAAUAUUGGAUGCAUACAACUGACAUCGGUUUUGCAAGAUGUCGAUAAAGUUAAUUUAUCAAAGUUCGUGGAGGAAAUGACUGCGACAAUUGCCGAAGCAAAAAUAAAAUAUAGCGAGGUACAAGCUGUUGUAAAAGUUUGUGUGCAUUUAUCUUGUUAUUAUGCAGAAUUCUCAUCCCUUCUGCUUCUGGAGUUCCGCAAACUGCUGCCAUCAAGGCGAAAUGACAAGAUUCAAAAUCCUUCCAAAUUGCGCGUCGAUAUCAGAUUGCUGGGCGAACUCUGUCUUCAUGGUGUUUUCGGAAAGGAAGGCGUUCAGCUUCUGGGUUCUGUAGUUUCAUUUCUUACACUCACUGACAGAACCGAGCAUAUCAACAUUCCAAUUGUAUUGCCAUUUUGCAAAGCUAUGAAUGUUGAUUUACUUGGUUUGCAUCCUUACUCAAUAAAACAGGUUGCAUCAGCUGCAAAUAUUAAGUUGCCCGAAACGUCAGUAAUAUCUGUUGAUCAUAAAAAAACAUUCGCUCAGCUUCUUCUGGAUUAUCGCUCAUCACUGGUGGACCACAUAAAACAGGACCUACUUGAAAUGAACCAGUUAUUGCUUUCAAUAAAACGUCAGACGCGAACGAGGGGAGAUGCUUCUGCUGAAGACCGAAAUCAUCUGGGAGAAUUACGUGCACGCUAUGAAAAAAUUUUAACGAGUGGAACUCAGCUCAGUGAAUAUUUGGGCGUUGAAAUGGAAGCAAUGAAGGAAGAACAGAGCGAAGAUGAAGAAGAAGAGGUUUCCGCACUAGCACUUAGCCGUGCAUUACAAGAAGGAACCAUUACUAUAUGGCCGGAUGAAGACACUCGACAGUUUUAUGAAACAAGGAUGGAGCUUCGACAACUUGUUCCGGCAAUUCUUUUCCAGGAAUCGGAACAACGAACAUUAGAUCUAGUUGAAGGAAAGAUUGAAGAUGUUGAUCUAAGCGGUUUGGAUGCAAUUGCUGAAGAAGCUGAAGAUGAGGGUGAUGAACACAGUGAGGGUAUUGAUGAUGAAGAGACAAAAAUAGAUUUGAAUGAAAUGGAUCUUCCAUCAGUUGCAAUGAGUCGUAUUGAUGCACCAAAAAUAUCUGGACAAGAUUUGAAGCUCAGGAUGAUUGCAUUUAUGGAACAGCUUCCAUGGCUAAUCAACAGGGAUUUGAUCGACAAGGCUGCACUUGACUUUGUUACAAAUCUUAAUACCAGGAACAACAGAAAAAAACUCUGUCAAAUGAUGCUGGAACAGCAUCGAAAUCGGUUAGAUUUGCUUCCAUUCUAUGGCCGUUUGGUGGCAACUUUGGAACCAGUUAUGCCUGAUUUGGCUCUUGAACUUUCGCAUUCAUUGCUUCAGCAGUUUCGCGCAGCUGUUCAGAGUAAGAAAAAACAGCGUGUGGACUGGAAAAUAAGGUGUGCUCGGUUCAUCUCUGAACUGGUGAAGUUUGAAAUCAUACCGAAAGGCGAAGGUCUUUCUUGUUUGCGAAUGGUACUUUUUGAUUUUCGUGGUCAUAACAUCGACAUGUGCUGUGCAAUGGUUGAUGCAAUGGGACAGUUUUUAUAUCGUUCAACGGACAGUCAUGGAAAAAUGAAAAUCUUGCUUGGAGUUAUGAUGAAAAAACGUGAUCGUGUUAGUGAUCCGCGCCAACAGAUGCUGAUAGAUAAUGCGUUCUACACUUGUAUCCCACCACCAGUGCAAGAAAAACCGAAGCCUGCAAGCGACCCAUUUCAAGACUUUAUUCGUUAUUUGAUAAGUAAUUUAUCACGUUAUCGAAUGGAAAUAACUGUACGAUGCCUCAGGAAAUUGGACUGGUCUGAUCCUGUUUGUGCUAAUUAUGCAGUUGAGUGCCUCAGUAAUCCAUCUCUACCGCGGUACAAUAAUGUGCCGUAUCUUGCGUCACUUGUAGCAUCGCUUUCAUCAUGUCAUGAUUGGAUUGGUAUUCGAGUACUUGACGCAACGCUUGAGGAUAUUCGCAUCGCUUUAGAAUUUAACAGUCCAUCUCUUAAUCAAAGCACAGUGCUGUCAGUAAUAUUUUUGGGUCAACUGUAUAAUUAUAGCGUAUGCGACUCUCCCGUUAUAUUUAAGACUUUGUAUCAAUUGAUCACUUUUGGUGCUUUUGAUCCAUUACUGGAUGACUGGAGCAAUCUGGCACGAAUUGGUCUUGUGUGCGAAUUACUUCUAGUUUGUGGCGAAUAUUUUAAUGCUGGUUCAGCUAAGAAAAAAUUGGAUUGUUUCUUAGCAUAUUUUUACCGUUAUUUAUUGGCUAAAGAAGAAGCAUUUAAAGCUCGCGAUAUUGUUUUCCCCAAGCAUGUGCGUUUUCGAGUGGAGGAGAUGAGUGAUUAUGUGCGAAAAGGCGUCAAAAUCCCAGAAUCUUUCGACGAAGCGCAAGAAGUUGUUGAUGGAAUCCAGCAACAAUACGGAAAAAUGGUAGAUGCAGCGCGUGAAGGGAAAAUAGCUCAGCAAAUAGAAGAAGAGAUAAUGGAUGAAGAGGAAGAAGAACCACGCAAGAUAAAUUGUGCCGCUGAAGCUGGCGGAGACGAAAAUAUCAGCAGCAGUGACGAGAUUGUUGUAUCAAUUUAUGAUGAAAAUGAAAGCGUUCGCGUGCAUACAAAUCGUGUUCUCCUACCUGAAGACGAACUGUUCGUGCGUCAACUUGAGCAAAUCAUUGCAGAAACGAUGCAGAGCAGGGCAAAUGUCGUAAGUGUACCAGUUUCGGAAAUAGUGGUGCCGACAUCUGCACGUCAAAAAUUUCAUAGAAGCAUUGCAUUUGAUGCAAACGCUCGUAGUACGAAAUCGGAUGACACAUCAAACUCAGGAACGGAAACAAGAAUGGCGAUUUUAACACGUGGGAAAGGGAAUAAAACGGUGUUGAAGGCGAUAGCAAUGGAUGCACCGAGUUUUUUGACGGAAACGUGGAAUGCACAGCGGGAGAAAGAACGUAUGGAAUUGACUGUUCAUAAGCACAUAACACUGAGUAUAAAUGAGCGCAUGAUGAUGGAUGAUGAUGAAUCUUUAUCAGAAUAAGAUACAUCUCAUUUGUGUUUCUAAUGCUGAAAUAUAAUCUUCAUUGGACCGGGUGAUGCCCACCAAAUCGCUGGUACUGACUAGCCAGACAUCUAUACUAAUAGGAAUGAAAGAAAUCACGAACCGAAAGUCAAGAAUUUUUGGACACUCUGGUCGCUGAAGUUUGUGCAACUACAUGUCGAAGUCGAUCACUAAUGAUCCAACACGAAUCUUUCAUUUAUUGCAAAUUAUAUUACAUGUUAUAUUCGUUGUACAGAAUUUUUGGAGAAAUAUACGUUCUUAAUUGUUGCUUCAACUGAUUACUUCUCGCCGUUUUGUACUUUUUUUUUGGAGGGUAUAAACUAAGGUAAUUGAUUUGCGC
Messenger RNA from Loa loa (African eye worm), 3577 nucleotides. RefSeq lists its product as hypothetical. Gene Ontology annotation, biological process: nuclear-transcribed mRNA catabolic process, nonsense-mediated decay. Gene Ontology annotation, cellular component: cytoplasm; exon-exon junction complex. Bases 7 to 3216 code for a protein of 1069 amino acids. The transcript is spliced from 20 exons. Gene Ontology annotation, molecular function: RNA binding; protein binding. The record is from RefSeq and is a predicted model, not a curated record. Lineage: Eukaryota; Metazoa; Nematoda; Chromadorea; Rhabditida; Onchocercidae.